Molecule: messenger RNA, 4861 nt
Organism: Lontra canadensis (Northern American river otter)
Lineage: Eukaryota; Metazoa; Chordata; Mammalia; Carnivora; Mustelidae
Gene: MTR
Product: 5-methyltetrahydrofolate-homocysteine methyltransferase
Exons: 33
Coding region: 427-4224 (1265 amino acids)
Biological process (GO): pteridine-containing compound metabolic process
Molecular function (GO): methionine synthase activity; cobalamin binding; zinc ion binding
Source: RefSeq, a predicted model, not a curated record
GAGCUUGAGAUCCUCGGUCCCGCGCCUCGAGCGCCACGGCGUCCUCCUUUUCGGGUCCAGUCCACGCCUUUCCCGCGACCCGCGUAGGGUCGCGCGUGUGUGGCCGCCAGCUCUGCGCCGAGGACAGGCCGGGUGACCGGGAAGAAAGCACGUGCUGGAGCGUUGUAGCGGCCGAGGGCGCGUCUGUUAUCGCCACGCCGCGCCCAGGUCUUGCGGAAGGUCCCCCGCGCGGCGUGUGGUGCGCGGAAGGCCCCGGGCGUCGCGGGACCCGGGCCGCGGGCUUCGGGCUCCUUGGUGCCUCCUGUGACCUCGGCCCCUGAGGUCGGCUCCCAGGCGCUGGCUGGCGUUGCUCUUGGCCGUGUUCUCCUGUGCAGAGUGCGACUCCCCGGCUUCGCCCUUGGCCUGCGGAGGAGGAGACUCGGCUGCAUGUCGCCCGCGCUGCCAGAGCUGAAGCCUUCCGCAGGUGUGAAGAAAAGCCUGCAGGAUGAGAUUGAAGCCAUUCUUCGGGAGAGGAUCAUGGUGCUGGAUGGAGGGAUGGGGACCAUGAUCCAGCGGCAUAAGCUAAGUGAAGAAGACUUCCGAGGUCAAGAAUUUCAAGAUCAUGUCAGGCCCCUAAAAGGCAACAAUGACAUUUUAAGUAUAACUCAACCCAACGUCAUUUACCAGAUCCAUAAGGAUUACUUGCUGGCUGGGGCAGAUAUCGUUGAAACAAACACUUUCAGCAGCACUAGCAUUGCCCAAGCUGACUAUGGCCUCGAACACUUGGCCUACCGGAUGAACAAAUGCUCUGCGGGGGUGGCCAGAAAGGCAGCCGAGGAGGUGUCCCUCCAGACAGGAAUUAAGAGAUUUGUGGCAGGAGCUCUGGGUCCAACUAAUAAGACACUGUCGGUGUCCCCGUCUGUGGAGAGACCAGAUUACAGAAACAUUACAUUUGAUGAGCUCGUUGAAGCAUACAGAGAGCAGGCCAAAGGGCUUCUGGAUGGUGGGGUUGAUGUCUUACUCAUUGAGACUAUUUUUGAUACUGCUAAUGCCAAGGCAGCCUUGUUUGCACUCCAGACACUUUUUGAAGAGGAGUAUCCCCUUCGACCUAUCUUUAUUUCAGGGACAAUUAUUGAUAAAAGUGGGCGAACUCUUUCUGGACAGACGGGAGAAGCAUUUGUCAUCAGCGUGUCUCAUGCAAACCCACUCUGCAUUGGAUUAAAUUGUGCUCUGGGUGCAGCUGAAAUGAGACCUUUUAUUGAAACAAUUGGGAAAUGUACAACAGCCUAUGUCCUCUGUUAUCCUAAUGCAGGUCUUCCCAACACGUUUGGUGACUACGACGAAACUCCGGAUAUGAUGGCCACACAACUAAAGGACUUUGCUAUGGACGGCUUGGUCAAUAUAGUGGGUGGUUGCUGUGGUACGACCCCAGAUCAUAUCAGGGAGAUUGCUAAAGCUGUGAAGAACUGUAAGCCUAGAGUUCCACCUGCCACUGUUUUUGAAGAGCAUAUGUUACUAUCUGGUCUAGAACCCUUCAGGAUCGGACCGUACACCAACUUUGUUAACAUUGGAGAGCGCUGUAACGUGGCAGGAUCCAGGAAGUUUGCUAAACUCAUCAUGGCAGGAAACUAUGAAGAAGCACUGACCAUUGCCAAAGUGCAGGUGGAAAUGGGAGCGCAGGUGUUGGAUAUCAACAUGGAUGAUGGCAUGCUGGAUGGUUCGAGUGCCAUGACCAGAUUUUGCAACUUCAUUGCUUCCGAGCCCGACAUCGCCAAGGUGCCCUUGUGCAUUGACUCUUCCAACUUUGCCGUGGUUGAAGCCGGCUUGAAAUGCUGCCAGGGGAAAUGCAUUGUCAACAGCAUCAGCCUGAAGGAGGGAGAGGACGACUUCUUGGCGAAGGCUAGGAAGAUUAAGAAGUUUGGAGCCGCCGUGGUGGUCAUGGCUUUUGACGAAGAAGGGCAGGCAACAGAAACAGACACCAAAAUCAGAGUGUGCAUGCGGGCGUACCAUCUACUCGUGAAAAAACUGGGCUUUAAUCCAAAUGACAUCAUCUUUGACCCUAACAUCCUCACCAUUGGUACUGGGAUGGAAGAGCACAACUUGUAUGCUGUUAAUUUUAUCCAUGCAACAAAAAUCAUUAAAGAAACCCUGCCUGGAGCCCGAGUAAGUGGAGGUCUUUCCAACUUGUCCUUCUCCUUCCGCGGCAUGGAAGCCAUCCGAGAAGCAAUGCAUGGGGUUUUCCUUUACCACGCAAUCAAGUUUGGUAUGGACAUGGGGAUAGUGAAUGCUGGAAGCCUGCCUGUGUAUGACGAUAUCCACAAGGAGCUUCUCCAACUCUGUGAAGACCUCAUCUGGAAUAAAGACCCUGAGGCCACGGAGAAGCUCCUGCGCUAUGCUCAGACACAUGGCAAAGGAGGGAAAAAAGUCGUCCAGACUGAUGAGUGGAGGAAUGGCCCCAUCGAAGAACGCCUGGAGUAUGCCCUUGUGAAGGGUAUUGAAAAACAUAUUAUUGAAGACACCGAGGAAGCCAGAUUAAACCAGGAAAAAUACCCCCGGCCUCUGAAUAUAAUUGAAGGGCCUCUGAUGAACGGCAUGAAAGUUGUUGGUGACCUUUUUGGAGCUGGAAAAAUGUUUCUACCUCAGGUUAUAAAGUCAGCUCGAGUCAUGAAGAAGGCUGUUGGCCACCUUAUUCCCUUCAUGGAAAAAGAAAGAGAAGAAAAUAAAAUGCAUGCUGGCACAGAAGAAGAAGAGGACCCUUAUCAGGGCACCAUCGUGUUGGCUACCGUGAAGGGCGAUGUGCAUGACAUAGGCAAGAACAUAGUCGGCGUGGUCCUUGGCUGCAAUAACUUCAGAGUUAUUGAUUUAGGAGUCAUGACUCCCUGUGACAAGAUCUUGAAAGCUGCUCUUGAUCACAAAGCAGAUAUAAUUGGCCUAUCAGGACUCAUUACUCCUUCCCUGGAUGAAAUGAUUUUUGUUGCCAAGGAAAUGGAGAGAUUGGCUAUAAAGAUUCCACUGUUGAUUGGAGGAGCAACCACAUCAAGAACCCACACAGCAGUUAAAAUAGCUCCAAGAUACAGUGCCCCUGUAAUCCACGUCCUGGAUGCGUCCAAGAGCGUAGUGGUGUGCUCGCAACUAUUAGAUGAGAAUCUAAAGGAUGAAUAUUUUGAGGAGAUCAUGGAGGAAUAUGAAGAUAUUAGACAGGACCAUUACGAGUCUCUCAAGGAAAGAAGAUACUUAACCUUAAGUCAAGCUAGAAAAAACGGUUUCCAUAUUGACUGGCUGUCAGAGCCCCCUCCAGUGAAGCCCACGUUUCUGGGGACUCGGGUCUUCGAAGACUAUGACCUGCGGAAGCUGGUGGCCUACAUUGACUGGAAACCCUUCUUUGAUGUCUGGCAGCUCCGGGGCAAGUACCCGAAUCGAAGCUUCCCCAAGAUAUUUAAGGACAAAACUGUAGGCGAAGAGGCCAAAAAAGUCUAUGACGAUGCCCAGAACAUGCUGGAAGUGCUGAUCGAUCAGAAGAAGCUCCGAGCCAGGGGCGUGGUGGGGUUCUGGCCGGCGCAGAGCGUGGAAGACGACAUCCACCUUUAUGCAGAGGACGCCGUGCCGCAGUCUGCAGAGCCCAUAGCCACCUUCCACGGGCUAAGGCAGCAGGCCGAGAAGGACUCCGCCAGCACGGAUGCGUACCACUGCCUCUCGGACUUCAUCGCUCCACUGCAUUCCGGUGUCCGCGACUACCUGGGCCUGUUUGCCGUCGCCUGCUUCGGCGUGGAGGAGUUGAGCAGGGCCUAUGAGCAGGAGUGUGACGACUACAGCAGCAUCAUGGUCAAGGCUCUGGGAGACCGACUGGCAGAGGCCUUCGCGGAGGAGCUGCAUGAGCGGGUCCGCAGGGAGCUGUGGGCCUACUGCCGCUGCGAGCAGCUGGACGUGGCCGACCUGCGGCGGCUGCGCUACAAGGGCAUCCGGCCGGCCCCCGGCUACCCCAGCCAGCCUGACCACAGCGAGAAGCUCACCAUGUGGAAGCUGGCCGACGUGGAGCGGUGCACGGGCAUUAAGUUAACGGAAUCCCUAGCAAUGGCACCUGCUUCAGCAGUAUCCGGCCUUUACUUCUCUAAUUUGAAGUCCAAAUACUUCUCAGUGGGGAAAAUUUCCAAGGAUCAGAUUGAGGAUUACGCUCUGCGGAAGAACAUGUCUGUGGCUGAGGUUGAGAAAUGGCUGGGACCCAUUUUGGGAUACGACACAGAGUAACUUUUUUUUUUUUUUUUUUAAAUCCUUUUCUCUGCUUGAGGAUCCUCAAGGAAGCAUAGUGUAGAGUGCCUUUAAAAUGAACGGCAGCAGCAGACCAGCCCGGCUGCCCCUGGGCGACAUUCGUUCUGCUUCAGGCUUUGGAAAACCAUUUGGUGGAUGGAACCUCCCUGUGUCCCUUGGAAAGCAAGUGGUUCCUUUCUAGGGGACCUUGAACCGAGAGCAGCACGCACAGCUCUGGGGGUUUUCCUGGUCCCUCUGGACGGGACAGGCUGGAGAUAGAGGUCUUUUGCAUUUCAAAGCAAGUCAGCUUGCUUUUUUCGUUUUUACUUUGCAUCUAGGAGGCCAGUUGUUAUCUUUUUUUUUUUUUCCUUUCUCUUGCUCUCUGAGAAAAAGGCCCGAGACUUAGCUGAAUAGAGAAAUGUAUGGAAAAAAUGUGACCCCUGGCAAAAUCACAAUGCGUGCAGUGGGGCAUUUUAAUCUGAAUGGUUGUAAUAGUAGACUCUGACAGGGAACAAGGUGUACGUUUGAUCUCCCUCUGGAAGACCUCAUUUUCAUUUUCUCAAGUCCCGAUUACAUGGGUGCAGAAGUCCCUUUGGCAGAAGGCCCGCUCUCACCGUUGACCACUCAGAAAUGCUCA